Messenger RNA from Humulus lupulus (European hop), 1905 nucleotides. Its product is annotated as (+)-borneol dehydrogenase 2. Gene Ontology annotation, biological process: abscisic acid biosynthetic process. The record is from RefSeq and is a predicted model, not a curated record. Gene Ontology annotation, cellular component: cytosol. Gene Ontology annotation, molecular function: xanthoxin dehydrogenase (NAD+) activity. Bases 932 to 1738 code for a protein of 268 amino acids. The transcript has 2 exons. NCBI's taxonomy places the organism in Eukaryota, Viridiplantae, Streptophyta, Magnoliopsida, Rosales, Cannabaceae.
CUUGUUAGAUUUUGCUGAAGUGAUUUUGUGUUAGUUUAUUAGUAAUUACAGUUGUUUCUGAAUUUAUCUAUACCCUAAUUUAUUUUCUUGCUUAAUCUGUGAUGUUAAAGAACUAGUCUCCAAAUAUGGUUAAAUUAAUUAAAAUCAACUCAACACUGUAUAACCUAUAAUGUCUUUUGGAAAUUUUACCAAAAAGUUCUCAACUCUUCAAAUUCUGGCAUUGAUGCUUCAGAGUCAUAAGACUUGUACUGAAAAUCUGCUUUUAGGCUCAUUGUGGCUUAAAAUCUUAUCUUUUAAUGGCCUGUGAAAGAAACUAAUUAAGUUGUUAAUUGAUGGUUAUGAUCAAUGUCAAUACAAGAUGAACUGAUAUUGACUUGAACACAUGUUAGAACCAUUCAUUUAGUUUAUAAAAUGCAUACAGAGUUUGUAGUUAGUAAGUAACAGAAGUUUUCAACUUUAAAACUCUUGGGGUAGUGGAUCCCACUCACAAUUGUGUGGAUUGUACGUAAUUUACUAAAAUGACAGAAAAUGGACCCUUGAUUUGUUUGCUGUGAAAACUCUUCUUUGACAGAAAAAAAAUAAAACCAAUGAAAGUGGUGUUCGGAAUCAUUAAGAGUUAAUUAACUUUGUUAACUGAUUAGUUUAGCAGUGGUAAGUUACCACUCGUUACCCAUUGUAACUAACUCUAGUUACUCUUAUCUCAGCUCUAUAAAUAUGUAGAGUCUUCUUUGUAAUGAUUCAACACUUCAAAAAUACAUUCUCAUCUUUCAUAUACUGUCAUUCUUAUUUUCUUUCACAAGUGGCCCAUCUUAUCAUAAACUAGUGCAAUACAACAUUUUUCUAUACAUCCUGGGUUACUAUUUUGUUGCUUCUUUAGUUUUGUGCCUUGAUCCCAUCUGUUAGGUUGUUUGACUCAAGAAGAAUAGCUCAAAUGGUUAGACUGUUGGGGAAAGUAGCAUUGGUCACAGGCGGAGCCACGGGUAUUGGAGAGAGCAUUGUUCGUCUAUUCCACAAACAUGGUGCAAAAGUCUGUUUCGUCGAUAUCCAAGACAACCUUGGGCAGCGAGUUUGUGAAUCACUCGGGGGCGAUCCCAAUGCCUGCUAUUUCCAUUGCGAUGUUACAAAAGAAGAUGAUGUUAGCCGCGCCGUUGAUUUCACGGUUGACAAGUUUGGAACUCUUGACAUCAUGGUCAACAAUGCUGGCAUCUCAGGCUCGCCUUGCAAGGACAUACGCAACGCAGACUUAAAAGAGUUUGAGAAGGUGUUCGACAUAAAUGUUAAGGGAGUUUUUCUAGGAAUGAAGCACGCCUCUAGGAUAAUGAUCCCAAAAAAGAAAGGCAGCAUAGUUUCUCUGUGUAGUGUAGCAAGUGUACUUGGGGGAAUUGGCCCUCAUCCUUAUACAGGCUCUAAGUAUGCUGUUUUGGGGCUAACCAAGAAUGUUGCUGCCGAGUUGGGAAUUCAUGGCAUACGAGUCAACUGCGUUUCGCCUUAUACCACUCCAACAAACUUGGCUCUGUCCCAUUUGCCUGAGGAAGAGAGAACCGAGGAUGCUUGGACAGGCUUUCGUGACUUCGCUAGACAAAAUGCGAAUCUGCAGGGCGCAGAAUUGACAGUUGAGGAUGUCGCUAAUGCUGUGCUUUUCUUGGCGAGUGAUGAAGCAAGGUACAUUAGUGGGGAUAAUCUCAUGAUUGAUGGGGGAUUCACUAGUGUGAAUCAUUCAUUUAGAGUCUUCAGAUGAAGAAAAAUGUUGGUAUCCUGGAUUGCAUAGGUUGAUUGGAUUGGAUGGCCAUUUUGGAAUGUUAGAUUUCAUCCAAUUUUAAACCAAGGGUGAUAGGUCUUAAAACCUUGGAUCUGAAUCAAGUUCUGUUUGAACUUUGCAUUAUAUGUGAAAAAUAAAUUGAUUCA